This is a messenger RNA of Neoarius graeffei (lesser salmon catfish), 1343 nucleotides long. RefSeq names its product interleukin 11a (gene il11a). The coding region runs from base 364 to 948 and encodes 194 amino acids. Gene Ontology annotation, cellular component: cytoplasm. The transcript is spliced from 5 exons. Gene Ontology annotation, biological process: positive regulation of MAPK cascade; positive regulation of cell population proliferation. Lineage: Eukaryota; Metazoa; Chordata; Actinopteri; Siluriformes; Ariidae. Gene Ontology annotation, molecular function: growth factor activity; cytokine activity. The record is from RefSeq and is a predicted model, not a curated record.
AUCACUUACACUACACACACUCGCAUCCCUCUCUCCUUCUGUCUAUCUCUCUCUCUCUCUCUGACCCUCUCCAUCCUUCCUGUCUGUUCCAGCUUUUGGUGUGCUCAAGUCGAAAUGUUUAAAGGGAGGAAUUAGACACUUCUGCACCCACUCAGGACCCGUUUCUUUUCCUUCCUUCCUUCCAUCUCUCUCUCUCGAACCGUCGGUCGGACUCUCCAGAAUCAGAAGUAGUUCGGGAGCACGUGACAAAGAACCGGAACUCUUGUUUGUUUAUUUAUUAAUUUGUACGCUAUUUAUUUAUUUAUCUAUCUCACUAUUUAUUUGCAACCUAUUUAUUAGCCUGCUUCAAGGAUCUACACAAACAUGAAAUUGCUGCUCGACUCCGCCUCCUCGCUGCUCUUCUCCAUCCUAUUGGCUCAGCUGUCGUUGUUUACUUCGGCGCUUCCCGCCCACCCGCGACGUCCCCACACCGAUUUCGACAAGCUGACCAACCAGACGAGGCAUCUGCAGAAGAUGACCCACGACCUGAUCAGUGACCACAAGGGUGAACCGGUGAUCGACCACCACAGGUUCAAGUCUCUUCCAGCCAUCAACAGCAGAGCCAAUGACCUUGGUUCACUGGAGCUGAAAUCUACGCUUUCUCAGCUCCACGCUGGCUUCAAGACUUUCGAGCACCAUUUCGAGUGGCUGAACAAGGUGACACAGAAGCACCAUCACUCCUCAGGACCAAAGCUAGUCGAAAUGAUCUCGCACAUCAAGAGUCUUAUCAAUCUGCUACAGCGCCAGAUGCUGGACACCCCUCGGGUACCUUCUCCAUCCCUCCCUCCCCAACCCUCCUCCCAAUGGGAGAUAAAUCAGUCUUCACAGGUGCUUCUUCAGAGGUUCAGGCUUUACUGUGAUUGGGCGGCGCGUGCUUUCCUCAGCCUCAAGUCCAAAAUGCAGGCAUGAGGGCUGCUGUCAAGCCCGCAGCCAAUCACGACCCACCAUUUCUAACACUACGGCGAAUGGCCAUUCCUCUGUCCCUGUAUGAACUACCAGCCUGGUGCAUAUGUGAGCUGAUCGAAUGGCAGCAACGUUGUCGUCACUGAUCUGUAGUCAUUGGCACAUUGAAGCCAGAGUGCAAACAUGAGAACGCCACCUGUCUGCCACAGCUGUGAGUGUUUGGACUACAGCGACACAUCACUGCCAACAGCCUGCUUCUGAUCCUCUGCAUAAUUUCAUCUGAAUUUCACUUUCUUCUCUUGCGCUUUUUUUUUUUUAAUUCAACCUAAUAUUUAUGUAUUUAUUUAUUUAUUGAGCGGUUAUUUAGUUAUUUAUUUGGUGUCAUUAUUUAUUUAAUUCUU